UGACAAUCUGCCACGCCAGUGAUAUUAGCUGCGUAGCAACAGAACAAGUCUAUUUACCCUGCGCGUGAACGGUGAACUGAAGAAAAAUCUUCUUUUAUAUUUUCCUCAUCGAUUAUAAGUUCUAGGCGAAGUCGACUAUGAAGUCGACAUCCAGGGUGGCGCACACGGCACACACAGUGAUGCUGGCUGUUGUGUUGUCCUGGGUGGCCUUGGCAUCCGGCCGGAGCACGCGCAUGGCGGACCAGGUAUCGGAGGCUGACAUUCAGCGUCUACUGCACGGUGUCAUGGAGCAGUUGGGAAUCGCCCGCCCGCGCGUGGAGUACCCCGCUCACCAAGCCACAAAUAUUGUAGGGCCUCAGAGUAUACAAGGUGGUGCCCACGAGGGUCUUCAGCACCUGGGUCCCUACGGUAACAUCCCCAAUAUUGUGGCCGAGCUGACUGGGGACAAUGUUCCUAAGGACUUCAGCGAGGACCAGGGUUACCCUGAUCCCCCUAACCCCUGUCCUCUGGGAAAGACCGCGGCAGAUGGCUGCUUGGAGAAUUCGCCGGACACCGCUGAGUUCAGCAGGGAGUUCCAGCAGCACCAGCACCUGUUUGACCCAGAGCAUGACUACCCGGCACUAGCCAAAUGGAAUAAGGAGCUGUUGUAUGAGAAACUGAAGGGUGGACCAAAAAGAAGCAAAAGGAGCACUAAUCCCUAUCUGAUGGGCCAGAGACUGGAUAAUGUUGUGGCCAAGAAAUCUGUGCCCCAUUUCUCAGAAGAGGAGGAGGACCCCACCGUCAGCAGUAUCAAAAACUGAACCACUGUCAUCAAGCUGCAUGUUUAUUUCGUGUACUAUACUAUCAAAGCUUACAGCUACCAUUUUCAAAUCAAUCAAGUGCCAGUAUUUGAUGUGUUUUGUAAAUACAAAGAAAAUACACUCAUUUUCUUUUACUUUAACAAUAGCACUUGCUGUUGGUUAUUGACCUGCAACACCAUUGAAUAGCCUUGUGUGUGUUUAGCCUGAUACAAUAAAAUAUUUGCUCAUGUGCACACAUAGUAGUAUAUAAUACUUUUAGAUAUCAUAUGACGUAUACAUUUCUUACCAAUACAUCUGGGUUGAAAAAGUAGACUGACGAAUAUGCACCAUUACACAUAGGUUCAUUAAUAAGUUAUAUAUUUAAUGAUAUGUAGGAUACCGGAUACUAUAAGAAAAAAAUGUGAGCACAGUGUUAGAUGAAAAAGAAAGCUGUAACUUGUCAUUGCUGUCACUUUAACUGGAUUUAACCCUCCUAUUAUGUUUUGGGUCAAUUUGACCCCAUUCUUUGUUUGACAUCUUUUAAAAAAAAGUUUUAAUCUUGAUACUGUAUGAUUAUUUUCAUUUUAUAUUUUGGUGGGAUUAAAUAGUAAACAUGCAAUAAACAUAAUGCUAUGUUUUCAGAAGCCCUGUACUAACUUUGCAUGUGUAUGGGCUUAUUUUGACCCUCUGUAACGGUAUAAAAUGUGAGAAAAUAUACAACCAUUUUUAUUUUUUAUCUCAGAUUUCUUUGUGGAUGAUUCUGGUGGCACUUUCCCAUACAGGUGCCAAACUUUCACUUCCUGUACUCAGGCUCUGAGAUAUUUAUGGAUAAAAGGCUAGUCAUUUUGGGAGACAAUAAGAAGGCGACACACAAAGUGUCAAAAUAUUUAUUUUGCAAUAAUUUUGUGUUUAUUUAAACUGUUGGGGGCAAUUUGAUCCCAAACAUAAAAGCGGUCAAAAACUCAACAAAAUAGGAGGGUUAAAGCAAGCAAAACACCAACGAAUUUCAUCCCAAUAUUCAUGAAUAAUACAGUAAUGUGCCAUACAACAGUGUAUUAUGCAUGAACCAUAAUGCAUUGUUAUGUCUUAAAUUAUUAAAUACUACAGAGCUAACCAUCUCCUCCAGGUAUUUCAAGUCUAAUUUUAACCCUGAAUAAAAAUAGAGUUUGACAACAGAA
Conger conger (European conger) is the source of this 1957-nucleotide messenger RNA. RefSeq names its product neuroendocrine protein 7B2. The record is from RefSeq and is a predicted model, not a curated record. The transcript has 6 exons. Gene Ontology annotation, cellular component: secretory granule. NCBI's taxonomy places the organism in Eukaryota, Metazoa, Chordata, Actinopteri, Anguilliformes, Congridae. Gene Ontology annotation, biological process: neuropeptide signaling pathway; regulation of hormone secretion. Gene Ontology annotation, molecular function: enzyme regulator activity. Bases 138 to 800 code for a protein of 220 amino acids.